Molecule: messenger RNA, 486 nt
Organism: Kluyveromyces lactis
Lineage: Eukaryota; Fungi; Ascomycota; Saccharomycetes; Saccharomycetales; Saccharomycetaceae
Exons: 1
Coding region: 1-486 (161 amino acids)
Biological process (GO): siderophore transport
Cellular component (GO): fungal-type cell wall
Source: RefSeq, a predicted model, not a curated record
AUGAAGUUCUCCAACACCGCUUUCUUUGCUGCUACUGUUUCCGUUGUUGCUGCUGAAGCAGCAACUACCGUUUCCACCAUUAAAACUAUUGUUGCCACUAACGGUGAUCACGUGUACACCAAAGUCGUCACUGACUCUGCUGCUCCAGUGUACACUGAAUCUACCACCGUGACCACUACCAUCACCAACAAUGGUGCCUCAUACGUCAAGACCCUCACCAUAGCACCACAAACCACUAUUGGUAGUUCCACUACAUCGAAAAUCACCAUUACCAACUCUGAUAACGGUGCCACUUACACCAAGACUAACGUCGUUGCUAUCAGCUCUUCUUCCGACGAUGACGAUGAAACCUCCUCUUCAUCUUCAUCUUCCUCCUCUUCAUCCUCUACUUCUUCUGAAUCAUCUACCUCUGACGAUGCAGCUGGUAUGCUACCUAUCAACGUCGGUGGUGCUUUGAUCGCCGGUGCUGUCGCCUGCUUGUUAUAA